CGAUUUGUGAUUUAAUUGAAACUCCCAAAAAUAACAACAAAAGCGUUUAGGCCUUGGGGAUUUAUUACGUAAUGGAUUUAAAAUUAGCAUCAGCAGCCACAGUAGCAGCAGCCGCCGCACCAAUACCAACAACAGAGAGCGCAGUAUGGAUAUGCAUUUAAACAAUGAAAAUGAUCAAGUAAAACUGAAAAACCAACAACUAGCAGCCUAAGCAACAUUAUAGAGUGGAGCAACAAGCAACUUAAUUUUAGGACUUAGAGCAAACAAUAAGCUGUGGUAAAAAAAUGCAUGGACAACAUCAUCAACAAGUGCGGCAACAAUCAGCUACGCUGGCAGCAGCGCGCCCCGAUUACGUCAACAUGAAGGCAGCGACCAAUCAGCAGCAGCAACAUCAACACCAACAGCAGCAACACCAGCAGCAGCAGCAACAGCAAACAACAGCCAUUGCCAAUCAUCAUCAGCAUCAGCAGCAGCAGCAGCAACAAUUGUCACCGCAUCAGCAACAUCAGCAACACUUGCAUCAUCAGCAACAUCUGCAGCACCAACAACAACAGCAACAGCAACAUCCACACACCUACCAACCCACACACGCCAAGUUGUCGCGUCGUUGCGCACCGCCUCCCCCGCCGCCGCGGUCGACCUCUCCCCAGCGAUCACAGCGCAGUCGCAGCGCCUCACCCGACGGCACACAGGACUACGAUGUGACACGCAUGCGUGAGGAGGACUUUGAACGCCUGGCCGUGUAUCUUGUGCCGGACGUUCAAUGCGAGCGUGGACUGCCAAAUCGAGCGGAUAAAACGCUGCCGCGCAGCCUCACGCUCAAAUCAUCGAUGGUCUACUCAACGCCAAAUGUUAAGACUGAAGGAGUUUGGAGCAGCGGCGUCAUACCGCGUGGCACACGCUUUGGCCCAUUCGAAGGCAUUCCAACCUCAAACUAUCCAAAUGAUAAGAAUAAGGCGCGCUAUUUUUGGCGGGUGCAGGGAACACGCCACAUAACCUACGGGAAUAUUAAGAUCUUCAAGGACGAUGACUACUAUUAUCUGGAUGGCUCUGAUCGCUCGCAGUCGAACUGGAUGCGUUAUGUGGCCUCCGCCUACAGUCUAUCGGUGAUGAAUCUGGUUGCCUGCCAGCACCAGGAGAACAUCUACUUCUACACCACCCGCGACAUUCUGCCCAACGAGGAGCUAAUGGUCUGGUACUGCAAGGAUUUUGCCAGUCGUCUCGGCUACGAUGUGGAUCCGGAGCGUACUAUUUUCGGCGCUUGCAAGCAGGAUGCCGAGGAGGAUGAGGACGAUGAGUUGCCUCCGCACAAGAAGGCCAGUUACUGCAUGCCUGCGCCCGAGAUUCCAGCCGAGGUGGCUGUCAGUCACAUCACGUACGUCAUGGGGUUACAUCUGCCUGUCGUGGGUGGCAGCGCGGGAGCAGCAACGGCGCCGAAUGCCUCCAGUACCACUCAGUGCUGUCGACGCGGCAGUCCACCCACGCAUGUUUCCACCACCACCAGCACGACCAGCACUACGCAUCACCCGCACAUCCAGCAUGGCCGCCAUCAGGCACUGCACCAGAGUAGCGUUCUACAGCUGAAGCAAGAGCAUGCUUCGGUCAUCAUGGGCCAGGCCCAGGAUCGGUCGCCUGUGAACAGUGAGUGCGGCAAGGAGGCGGCUGGUUCGCCCAUCUCCAACAAGGAUGCGCACUACGAGCAUCAGCUGACGCCGCAGGACGGCAGCGUGCGCUCGGUGCGUUCCGAUGAGGGUUACCACAGCAACGAGUGCCAGGAGGAUGUCUUGACCCCGCCAGAGGACUCAAGCGAUAGCGAAAGCGAGCACAAUUAUGUGCUCGACUGUUCGAAGAAGGCGAUUGCUCCCAAGGAGACGGUCAUUGCGCAGGCGCAGAAGCCCAGCAGCACUCCCCCCGCAGCUGCCCCAGCCGUUGUUGUAACGAGCGUGGAGAGCGAUAAGAAUGAGUAUCGCAAGUUUAAGGUGAAAAUGCCGCUUAAGUACGAGUUCAAGAACAAGAGCUGCGUGAAGACAGAGCCCAUCAAGGAGACGGUGGUAGAGGAACAGCUGGUGCUGGGACAUGGUGCCACCUCAGCCAUGGAGGAGGAGGAACUGCGUGAGAUGCACACAGCAGUUGAGGAGUCUGCCUGUCCGCCAACUACCACCACAAGCCUCGGAGAAGAGCACCUGGAAGCGGCGGUGCCACUGCAGGCGGCAACCACAACAACACAGCCAGCGUCCAGCACUGUGAUUGUGUUGGAGCACCAGGCGGGAGGCCAAACCCGCACCAUUGUGCCGCUGAGCAAGCCCUACUAUGAGGCGGAGUUGGGAGCGCCACCCACCAAUCAAAGCAAUCAUGCCAUGGCCUAUGUGCGCUUCCCCCAGCCCUCGUCCAGCAUCCUGGAGACCAUACUGACCAGUCAGCAUCGACUUGAAGCUGCUGCGGCAGCGGCUAAUGCCUGUAGGCAGGCCAAUGCGGCUACACCACCACCUACAUCGCCAACAGAGAUGGCGUACUCGUACAAGAAAUCUCAGCGAUACGGAAAUGCUGUCAGUCCUGACUCUAGCUCCAAUCUGGGACAGUCGCAGGAGCUUGUGGCCGGUGUCAACGAGCCGGAACUGAGUUUGGCUGCCAGCCGUGGUCUCAUCAAAGGCGAAUGCUCACCACCACCGCCCUCACAUCAUCACCACAAUGUCAUAUUCUCGCCCUCACGCGCCCAUGUCGCGUAUAUGGGCAGUGAUGGUGGUCCCCACUCACCCUCGCCCACUUAUGCUGGCUACUCACCCUACUCCAGUGGUGGAGGCGGUGGUGCACAGGUCUUGCAUGCAGCCACCUCCACCUUUCAUUCGCCGCCCCACAGCUCCCACUCGCCCUUCGAUCGCCAGUCGAACGCGUCGAGUGGUGGUUCGACUUCAAAUCUGCAUCUGCUGCAGAGCAGCACGCAAGUGCUGAACCACCCACUGAUGCAACCACUCACACCACUGCAGCGUCUCUCUCCACUACGCAUCUCGCCGCCCAGCAGCCUCAGCCCAGAUGGCAAUUCCUGUCCAAGGAGCGGCAGUCCCCUCAGUCCGAAUUCGCUGGCCUCACGCGGCUACCGUUCGCUGCCGUAUCCCCUGAAGAAGAAGGAUGGGAAGAUGCACUACGAGUGCAAUGUGUGCUGUAAGACCUUCGGCCAGCUGAGCAACCUGAAGGUUCAUUUGCGCACGCACUCGGGCGAGCGUCCGUUCAAGUGCAACGUCUGCACGAAGAGCUUCACGCAGCUGGCGCAUCUGCAGAAACACCAUCUGGUGCACACGGGAGAGAAGCCGCACCAGUGCGAUAUCUGCAAGAAACGUUUCUCCUCCACGUCCAAUCUGAAAACGCAUCUGCGCUUGCACAGCGGCCAGAAGCCAUACGCUUGCGAUCUCUGUCCGCAAAAGUUCACGCAGUUCGUGCAUCUGAAGCUGCACAAGCGCCUGCACACCAAUGAUCGGCCGUAUGUGUGCCAGGGCUGUGACAAAAAGUAUAUCAGCGCCUCUGGCUUGCGCACGCACUGGAAGACGACCAGCUGUAAGCCGAACAAUCUGGAGGAGGAGCUGGCAAUGGCGGCGGCAGCCACGUCCGAGUGCUUGGACAAAGAUCUGCCCGAGCCAGAUUCGCGUGAGGCCUUUGAGCAACUGCAGCAGCAUAUGCAUCCAAGUCUGCGUCACAUGGGCGGCGGUGGUGCACAAUCACCGCCACGUCUCAUUCCGCUGGGCUCGCACACACAGGGUGUGGGGGGUGGUGGUGGUCCGCAGCCACUACAUAUGCAUCAUGCACCACCGCCACCACCGCCAGGAGCAGGGCCAGCACAGCACCAGCAUCCGCAGGGUCCACCGCCACACAUGUUGCUGCAACAGCAUGGCGUGCCAGCCACGCCAUUGCUGCUAACUACAGCCAACCAGUUGCCACCACCGCCACCACAUUUGUUGCAACAACAGCAGCAGCAGCAGCAGCAACAACAACAACAGGCACCCUCCAAUCUCAAGUCACUGAAGCAGACGCUGCCAGGAUCGGAGUCCCCCUACAUGCAUGCCCCCACACAUGUGCAGGCCCAGGAGAGCCGACCCUCGGUCAUCGAAUCCUCCAACCAGCCCAUGAUCAUCGAGUGCACGUAGAGCCCAAGCCACAAACCACACUGAGAGCUCUUCUGAAACGGAAAUCAAGUGCAAUAAUUAUGUAACUUUAAUUUUAAGCGUCGCAUCUAAGCAGUCUAAGUUGGACCCCAACUCACGGACACUGGACAGAUCACACACACACACACACACACACAACCACACAUUCGUACAGACCGCACAAACACACAUAACGGUAUUAUACUACAAGUAGUUGUACAUAUAUAGAGGCAGGCGCCCGGGCCACUCAAAAAAAGCCAAUUCAAAAUUCGAAAACAAAAUCUUAAAUAAAAUUUAUUUCGCGCCAUCAAAAAAAAAAACUCCAAACAAAAAAUCAUAAAACAAAAAAACGGAAAAAAAGGAAAAGAUAAUGAAAAAGAUCUCACAAAUUAUUGGCAGCCAAUUGAAAUUGAAGAAAUUGAUAAACUGCAUAUUAUUUUUGAUAAAUAUUUUAUUGUAUUAAAGAGAGAGAGAGAGAGAGUGAAUUGAUGAAUUUUGAGUGUUGUUGUUGUUGUAUUUGUUGUGUCACGUGUUUUAAGCGUGAACAACAAAAAUGGCAUGUGGCAUGUGUUUUUAGAAACAAAACAAAAUAAAAAGCGAAACUAUUCAAAUGGAGAUGUGCAUUUACAUUUGGACGUUGAUUUGAGCCGCAGUUGCAGCUGCACUCACUCAAAUAAGACGUACACAUAGAGUGUAUGUACAUCAUAUACACUCAUUCACACACACACACACACAUACAAGUACAUGCAUAUAGACAUCAUACUAUAUACUUACAUCAUAAUUAAAUUCAAGUUGCCUUAUUUAAAUUUCGUUGAACACUGAACAGAACCAAUUGAUAAUUUUGCUUCUAAUUGCGAAUUGAGCGAUGAUUUUCACACACACACACACACACACGCACACACAGACACACCCACAUACAUGCAUACAUACAUAGAUAUAUGAAAUAAUGAAACCACUUAGCCUGUACAAUAAGAAAUACUUGCAACAUUAUGUUAAGUCAAGCAGAUGAAUUGAGAGGCACAUAUACAUACAUACAUACAUACAUACGUAUUUUAUAUAUGAAUAUAUAGUAUAUAUAUACAUAUACCGAUAUAUUUGUAUGUAUUUUAUUAUAUACAAAUGCUAUAUACUUGUGAAUUGCCAGGCAAUUUUUGUAAAUAGUACCACUGAAUAAUUCUUUUGUACCAUUCUACUACUAUACUACUUUCAAUUCAAUGUCUGAUCACAACAACAACAAUUUCGUUGCUUGAAUUAAUUAAUCGCGCUUGAUUCACUAUAGUAGGACUGUACUGUACUGUACUGUAAAGAAAUGUGUAAUUAUUUACGUAGCCAAGUAGUAGU
Molecule: messenger RNA, 5474 nt
Organism: Scaptodrosophila lebanonensis
Lineage: Eukaryota; Metazoa; Arthropoda; Insecta; Diptera; Drosophilidae
Gene: Blimp-1
Exons: 6
Coding region: 285-4136 (1283 amino acids)
Biological process (GO): cell fate commitment; regulation of transcription by RNA polymerase II
Cellular component (GO): cytoplasm; nucleus
Molecular function (GO): DNA-binding transcription repressor activity, RNA polymerase II-specific; histone deacetylase binding; RNA polymerase II cis-regulatory region sequence-specific DNA binding
Source: RefSeq, a predicted model, not a curated record